GAAUUUAGUGGUAGGCUACUGUAAUUACAUUUACAGUAUAGUACACUUAAAGAAGCAAUAUCAUUGUAACCGGGUGGUAAAUGAGAUUUCCCACUUAGGUUAAAAGUAGUUCUCAUGGUUCAUAAAUGUCAAUAUGUGCGUUUUUGUUCUUUUAUUUUGUGUGUAACAUCCUCUAAAUGUGAGGAGUUAGAGUGUAAGUGCAUUGGCACAGGGUAUGCUGUUGUUGCAGAUUAUGGUCACAAGGCGGCAGUAUUGAGUAAUGUUAUUGUUACCGCGCCAGGUGCAUCAUGGUCUCUCUUCCUGUUUUACGUGUGAACAAUGUGGAGAUAGUUAGCGUGGAGAGCAGUGUCGUGGGCUGUCGUAUGAAGUAGUAGGUAACUGGACAUAUUUCUUGUAAAAUAUCCAUGUAUAAACAUGUCAAAAACAUUAUUGAUCGAUAUUUGAGUAAGAUGGUUUGUUUUAUGCACUGUUUGGGUUUGUGUCCUGCCGUUUUGAGCGCGUGUCCACGACAACCGUGUUGCUAAUGUAAAUGCUAAUGUCCGAGUGAAUAAAAUCACACUAUGCUUGUACUUUGUCAUUAGAGAAAGGCACUGGUUUACGUUUUAUUUAACUCUGUUUAAAGGUGACUGAGUGAGUGGUUUAACUUGUGCAAUUCCCGUGAAGGUCCACGUUGGUUUGCAGAAACAAGGGAGAAUCCAUAUGCCACUGCCGUAUUUUCAAUAUUUUCAAUAUUUUCAGUAUUUUCAGUAUUUUGUUUAUUUUGUAUUUUGGAAAUUUUGUAGCCAUUAAUUUGGUGCAAAGCUGCCACAAACUGUGCCACUGAUAAAAGUGACCUGUUCAAAUUUAUGUCAGCAAUAAACUUGCAGCCAAACGAACCCCAGAAGUAAAUGUGUCCUGUGUGGCAUCUAAUUCCACGGGCUACACAUUUUUGGUACCAGGAGUGGGGUUACAUGCUAAGACAUACUUUUUAAACUGGCAACAGAGUGGCAUAUUUUUAUUUUUUUAUUUGAGAAAUACGGCAGUGGUGAAGACUGCAGGUGAUGUCCAGUGUUUGAGUCCGAGAGGCCAGCCUGUGGUGGAAGCGGUGAACAGCGAGGGACAACCUGAGGGGCUCCAAGGUGUGCUGGUGCUUCCUGCUUAAAAGACUCAUCCGUACCUGCGCAGAGGAUUCAAGCACAAGCUUCCGCUGUAAAGAGUGAGAUUCAACAAGGCUCCAGAUAUAGACUGUCUCCACAGUAUCCUUGACCCACGACUUGGACUUCACAUUUACAUAUAUAGUGGACUGAUUAGAGAUAUUUCAUCAUGUCUAGUGAAUCUGGUGAUGAAGGUCCUGCAAGUAAUGGUAAUGGUCAGUUAGGCCAGGCCUCCGGUGGGGCGGCAGGUACAAGUAGAGACACUACAGAUGAUAUACAGGUGCAAAUGCAAGAGCUCACUAGAUUGCGAGAUGAACUCACCAGGUUAAGUACUGAAGUGAGAACUCAGGGUAGACCCACACGUUCGUUCAUUUACGUUCCAAGAGAACGCCAGAUCCCAGCAUUUAGUGGGGACUGUGGUAAAGAUGGGAGAUCUGUGGAAGAGUUCAUUGAUGAGGUUGAAAGGGUUUUGAGAUCCAGAGAGCUAACAACAGAUGAAAAAUGUGACUACAUACUGUCUCUGUUGCGUGGUCCGGCCUUAGAAGAGGUGCGACUGUGCAUGGGGAGUCAGUCAGUGGGCCCCCAUGAUUUGUAUUCUUACCUGAGAAAUGCAUUUGGCGAAAAACGCAGCACUACACAGCUUUUGCAGUCCUUUUACAACCGUAAACAAGCAGAGGGAGAGGACCUCCGUGACUACUCCCAUGCACUCUCACAGAUCUUAAGCUCCGUAGUGAAGCAGUCUUCAGAUGUAAUACCAAAUGAGAAAACUGUUCUUAGGGAUCAGUUUGUCGAAGGUUUACGGGAUGCUGCCCUCCGGCGUGAACUCAGGAAGAUGGCUAGGGACAAACCAGAUUCCAGCCUUCUAGAGGUGAGGAACGAAGCUCUCUUGUGGGAAAUGGAGGACAGCAGGUUCCAUCGUCCCAGAGCUGUUAAGAGUAACCAAGUUAAGUCAGAGGUUUCAGAAACCCAGUGCUUCCCUGUUACAACUGACAAUGGCCAAUGUACUGUAUUAGAUGAUGUUCAAAGGGCAGUAGCUCAUCAGGAAAAGCAGCUAGCAGAGCUAAGCAAAACAAUUAGCGAGCUAGCUGGUGCUGUUAGUGAACUGAGUAAGCGCAGCACUCAACAGAUUUUCCCAGGACCCAAGCCAAGAGCUAGAUCACAGCCAGAGUUCACACAGGAUGGCCAGCCUAUCUGUUUCAAAUGUAGAGGCGUUGGGCACAUUGCAAGACGGUGCCCACAGGCAAAAAGGGGGCACGAUUGCUCAACACCAGGUCCCACUUUAGCACAGGAAAACUCCCACCCUCGGUUGUCAUGAGCCAAACAACUCGGGGGGAGAUAGCUGGCUCACCAAAUGAGACUCCUGACAAAAGUAAAAUCUUAGAGCGUGCAGUUGGAGAAUGCAAGACAGUUGAGGUGAAACUCCGGGGUGUUACGGUAUCAUGCCUACUUGACACUGGUAGCAUGGUCAGUACAAUUUCAGUUUUUUCAGGGAACACCUGUCAGAAAAAGGGGAAGACAUUCUUCCUGCAUUUGAGUGGUUAAAGAUUACUGCUGCAAAUGGAUUAGACUUACCGUAUAUGGGCUAUGUGGAGCUUGAUCUAGAAGCCAUGGGCCUGACUAUCCCAAAACGAGGUUUCCUGAUAGUUAAAGAUUCUGCGCACUCUUCUGCUGUUCCGGGUCUAAUAGGGAUGAAUAUUGUCAAAAAAUACAAAGAACUAGUACACGCCGAGUUUGACACCACACUGCAUGGUAAAUGUGACUCCCAUUGGAGAGAGGCUUUUCAUCACCUUCAGACAGCAACUGUAACAGACAGGCUCUCUUUUGCUAGAGUAGCUGGUAAAGAUAUAGUUCAUGUCCCUGCUUCAUCUGCUGCUACAGUCAUGGCUAGGGGACUUAGGACUGUGAGGGAAGGUGGCCCUUUGUUGUUAUUGGAGCCUAUCAGUGCACACAUACCUGGCGGUUUGGUUGUUGUGCCGACUUUUUGUUUUGUCUGAGAGUCACGUUUUCCCAGUGCAGGUCAUGAACCUGUCUGAUGAAGACAUCUGGCUGAGGCCAAGGACAAGGUUGGGGGUUUUAAAUCACAUAGACAGUGUGAAAAGUGAUGAGGUUUGCGAGGUACAGUUCCAGAGAAUCUCGGCAGACACUGAAGAAGUGCGUAUUGACCAACAUCCUGACGCAUCCACCAAUGUACAGCCCAUCCUAGACCAGCUCAAUGGAUGUGGUAGCCCAGAACAACGCGCACAGCUGGCUCUGCUGCUGGAGAAGUACUCUUUUGUAUUUGCAACAGAAGACGAAGAUCUAGGGUACACUGACAAAGUGCAACAUGAGAUACAUCUCACAGAUGACAUACCAGUGACACAGCCAUACAGACGAAUCCCACCCACACAGUACAGUGAAGUUCAGAGAACACAUUGGCAAGUUAUUGAAGAAGGGAGUCAUCCAGGAGAGCUCUAGUGCUUAUG
Messenger RNA from Dicentrarchus labrax (European seabass), 3595 nucleotides. RefSeq lists its product as uncharacterized. The coding region runs from base 1303 to 2448 and encodes 381 amino acids. NCBI's taxonomy places the organism in Eukaryota, Metazoa, Chordata, Actinopteri, Moronidae. Gene Ontology annotation, molecular function: nucleic acid binding; zinc ion binding. The transcript has 2 exons. The record is from RefSeq and is a predicted model, not a curated record.